This is a messenger RNA of Ahaetulla prasina, 2945 nucleotides long. Its product is annotated as thyrotropin-releasing hormone receptor-like. The transcript is spliced from 4 exons. Bases 716 to 1894 code for a protein of 392 amino acids. Gene Ontology annotation, molecular function: thyrotropin-releasing hormone receptor activity. Lineage: Eukaryota; Metazoa; Chordata; Lepidosauria; Squamata; Colubridae. The record is from RefSeq and is a predicted model, not a curated record. Gene Ontology annotation, cellular component: membrane. Gene Ontology annotation, biological process: phospholipase C-activating G protein-coupled receptor signaling pathway.
GCUAAUUUGGCGGGAGCGUAAAUUUAAAAGCAUAGGAUCUAUCACCCCCACCCAGGAGCCGUGGACUCGACGCACGAAGUCCUGCCGAGGGAGGUGGUGGGAGGGGAGGCAGCCCAGGGAGUCCCGAGGAUCUCGGGCUGGCGUCAUCGCUGCCCCCUCUUCCCCCUUCCGGAGCCCCCUUCCCUUUAGCAAGGCGGUGGGAAGCGCUAGGACCCCGCUGUUGCCGGUUACCUACCGGUGGACGGUAAGCGGAGGCGGGACAGACUGCAGCAACGCCGGCUCCCUGAAAUAAAUCCCCCGAAGAGAGGGAAAGGCAGCUGGCAGGCGGCCCACGAGGCUGAGUGGAGAACUAGCCGGCUCGUCCGGCGUCUGAGCUUCAGCGCUUUUCCGCGUUGCGCCCGGCUUUGCCAUGGAAACCAUUGAAAGGCCCGAGAAAUUGUAAUUGCUUCAUUGGUUCGAUUGCUCUGAUCUAAGACAAGGGAGAACCAGGAUGCUUAGUAUGCCCGUUGCAGUGGGGUGAUUCAGUCAAACUAUCUUUGAAUCAAAUAAAUUCUUGGUGUUUUGAACAGUCCUGGUGACCAGUAGAUAUUAAGAGAUAAUUCAGCGUGUCACCCACUUUCAUACGGAAUAUGUCAUUUUGCAUUUGGGAUACCUGUUGAAAUAGUUCUUGGAAAUCAUCAGUAUCAAGGAAGAACAAUCCACGUGAGAGCCACAAAUGGAGAAUCAAUCUUGGGACUUCUUUGAAGCCCUCAUGGGCAAUAUCAGCACCAACCAGACUAUUCUGAACAAAAUGCCUCAGUUGCCCCUGGAGGUCCAGGUGGUCACUAUCUUGCUGGUCCUUCUGAUCUGCGGGGUAGGCAUUGCAGGCAAUAUUAUGGUAGUCCUAGUGGUUCUUCGCACCAAGCACAUGGUGACUCCCACCAACUGCUACCUGGUGAGCCUGGCUAUAGCUGACUUGAUUGUACUACUGGCAGCAGGGCUGCCCAACAUCUCUGAGGUGGUGGCUUCCUGGGUGUAUGGCUAUGCUGGUUGUCUCUGCAUUACUUACCUGCAGUACUUGGGCAUCAACAUCUCAGCAUGCUCCAUCACAGCCUUCACGGUGGAACGCUACAUUGCCAUCUGCCACUCCAUUAAGGCACAGCUGCUUUGCACCGUAGCCCGGGCCAAACGCAUCAUCGCUGUCCUAUGGCUCUGCACUUCUCUCUACUGUCUCAUGUGGUUCUUUUUGGUGGACACCUCAAAAGCCAUGUUUGCUGAUGGCACUCAAGUCAGCUGUGGCUACCGUGUUUCCAGGAACCUCUAUAUGCCCAUCUACUUCUUAGACUUCACCAUAUUCUAUGUCAUCCCCCUGGGCUUGGCCACUGUGCUGUAUGGUCUCAUUGCUCGCAUCCUCUUCAUGAAUCCACUGCCUGCAACACCGCAGCAUGCAAGCCGGAUGAGCAAACGCAGCAGCUCCAUCCAUACCUCCAGCUCCAUGAAGCUCUCUUGCCGAGGAAACAAGGGUGCUUUGAGCUCCAGGAAACAGGUGACCAAGAUGCUGGCUGUGGUGGUGAUUCUCUUUGCUCUUCUGUGGAUGCCAUACCGUACCUUAGUGGUAGUCAACUCUUUCAUGGACCCUCCCUACCUGAACAGCUGGUUUCUCCUCUUCUGUAGACUCUGCAUCUACCUGAACAGUGCUAUCAAUCCAGUCAUUUAUAACUUGAUGUCCCAAAAAUUUAGAGCUGCCUUCAGAAAGUUAUGCAAAUGCGAGCAGAAGAGAACUGAAAUUGCCACGCAGUUUAACACCCCUGUCUUCUACAGCACAAUGAAAGACUAUUCUCAUGACAGUUCGGAGCACAAUGUAACAGAACAAGAAGAUCUCAAUGGCUGCCCUCCAAUAUCCAGGAAGAAAUAAUCCUUCCAAGUAAACAUGGCACACAAUCACUGUCUUUGGUUGCAGAAACCACCAAUGUGGAUCAUUUUAGGAAAAUCUGAUCAGCAUGCUAAAGAUCUAUUAUUCUAUUUUCUGCAUUUGGAUGUAAUAUUUUCAUUGCUGUAUUUUAAUGCUAACCUGAGCUUACCUAUGUCAAAUAUUAGUUGUGGCUAAAAUUUGUUGUGGUACAAUGAAAUCUCUCACUUGGUGUCAAUAGCCUUUUCUGAACAAUCCUCUCUCAGAACUGUGUGCAAUCCAUUGGCUACACUCUGUCCAUAGUAUUCUCACCAACACAAACUUACUGUUGUUCAUGCUUUUUUGAAGAAGAGGAUUUGGAAUGAGAAGCUCCUUUAUUUGAAACUUUUCUCCUGGAUCAGAAAGAGAGACAUUUCUGGGAUGAAAGGCUAGACAGAAGAAACCUCUCUAUCUUGGGGCCUUAAGAAAAUAAUUGGACUAGAUUGGACCUAUGGGCUUCAAAUGUCCCAUGUCUGUUCUAAAGCCUGGUUGAAGUAGGAAAAUAUCUCAUUGAUGAAAGUGAUAGAUAUUCUUGCAGAAGAAAUGGAGACAAAGAAAAUUUCCCUGAAUAAGUCUAACUCUUCUGAAAUGGCUCUCUAAGUUUCAUGCACUAGUUUAAACAUUAAACUACGGUAUGUAUCUUGCUGGCUCAAGUGAAAUUUGGCAUAUAGAGCCUUUCUAGAACUUUCCAUGAUGUCUGUUGGCUACUACGGAUGCUUUUACAGGACAUGCUCUAGAAAUAGGGGACAGGCUUCCUUGCUGUUAAAACAGAAUCAUUGGAAAGAUGUUGCCUUUUCAUUCAUUAGAAUUAAGGUCAUCUAAUUUGAUACUUUUCUGCAUUGAAAUUUGUUCUCCAGUUCUUCAGGAUAGAGAUUAUUCCAGGAAAUAUUGAGGAUUGAAUCUGUAAUCUUUUGCAUGUCAGUAUGUGUUUUACCAAUUAACUAAUCGCUUACUGUCUAGUUUAUUAUGAAUGUGAAGCAUUUGAAAGUAUAUUAUUAAUUUUAAUAGGUAAACAUGA